CCCACCGUGGAAUACUUCGCCCAGCUACUCUCCUAGAUGGAAUAACACACAUCUUACAUCGCCGGAGAGCUGAACACCGCAGCCAUGGACGACAAGGGCAAGUCCACGGCGCUCAUCCGCAAGCGGCAGGACACUGAGUUGAUGCCGCCGCCAAUCCAAGCGAAGAAGAUUAAGCGGCCGAAGAAAGUGCUAGAUGAAGAUUCUUAUACUGAGGCUCUCUCACAAAUCAUCGCGCGCGACUUCUUCCCUGGCCUCCUCGAAUCGCAGACUCAGCAAGAGUAUCUCGAUGCUCUUGAAUCAAAAGACCAAGCAUGGAUAUCAAGUGCGAGCCAGCGUCUGAAACAUGUCAUGACGCCGGGCAGAAAGAGACACCCUGCUGCCAUGCGCCCGAUCGCAAAUGCAGAUGAGACGCCCAUGUCCUUUCGCGGUGACACACCAGCGUCAGUGGCAUCUGCCGCCACCACAACACAGGAGCCCCAGCUUAACCUGAACAUGAGUCUCUCGAAGUUCCAGGAGACAUAUACCAGCGAGGACAAUGAGAGCUUCUACAGGUUGGUCGACAAGCAGAAUCAGAAAAAAGCAGAAAAGUACGAGUGGCUCUGGCGUGGAGGCAACAAAAUGCCAUCCAAACAAAUGCUCGCCCAGAAACAAGUUACAGACAGACUAGCCGCCGAAGGACGCCUUAUCGACGACGGAUUCAAGCGUGAAAGACUAGCCAUCAAGGACGCUGAUGAGCGCCCAGCUCGCCCAGAUGCAUGGAACGCAAACCCAAGAAACGGCCUAAUGUUCUCACCCGAACUGGAUGAGGGGACUCCAACAGUGGCACAAGCAGCAGAAGAUGCCUCUCGCAUGGCACCCAAGUCUAUCCAUUACGCCAAUACCCGGAUUCCCGAGCCCAAUGUCCCCGAAAGACCACCGUCCCCGACCAUGUCAUCGGUUCGUGACGCCAUUGCUGGAAAGCCUCGAAAGACAGACCGCGACUCUAGCAUUGUAAGCGGUGGCGAAACCCCCCGUGUUAAUGGAUACGCAUUUGUCGAUGAUGAGGACGAUGAGGAAGAUAUAACACCUGCUCCGAUCAUCAACCUCGGCCCUGGUGAUGCUUAUAAUCCGUUCAGGCUUCAAGAGCAGCGCAAGAGAGAGACCAUUCAUGAGAAGAUGGUGGAGAAGAUUGCUCGAUCUAAAAAGGAGGCUUCAAGAAACGGUGCAACGGGCCGAGUUGCAGAGCUCCAGACUCCGAAAUUCCCAAGCAGUCCCAAAGUCUCUGGCAACUUGAGUCCUGCUGGCCAGCGGCUUUGGGGCCAGAUCGGCUCGCCCAGACGAAUGACACCCGGAAGUUCGUUUGGAGAGCCUACACCAAGACGAUCUCGUGGUUCGUUAUUGAACCCGAUAGGCAAAGGGAAGGGGCCUUCGAAAUAGGCGUGUGUAAAGAUACUGGUGGUGCAUGUGUACAAUAGAUGGACACUGAGGCGUUGGAGCAAUGUAUUUUAGAGCAUAUUAUUAUGACUAACGAAUUUUAAUGACAUUUUAAUACCCAUUA
This is a messenger RNA of [Torrubiella] hemipterigena, 1537 nucleotides long. The record is from the annotation of a GenBank genome assembly. Lineage: Eukaryota; Fungi; Ascomycota; Sordariomycetes; Hypocreales; Clavicipitaceae.